Molecule: messenger RNA, 1774 nt
Organism: Stegastes partitus (bicolor damselfish)
Lineage: Eukaryota; Metazoa; Chordata; Actinopteri; Pomacentridae
Product: zinc finger protein OZF-like
Exons: 1
Coding region: 1-1518 (505 amino acids)
Biological process (GO): regulation of transcription by RNA polymerase II
Molecular function (GO): DNA-binding transcription factor activity; RNA polymerase II cis-regulatory region sequence-specific DNA binding
Source: RefSeq, a predicted model, not a curated record
AUGUACAUGUGUGUUUCAGUGUUUCCUGCAGAUGUCCAGCAGCUGUCGGUGAUCAAAGAAGAAGUUCAGCAGAACCCAGAGCCUCUCCACAUAAAGGAGGAACAGGAGGAACUGUGGACCAGUGAGGAGGGAGAGCAGCUUAAUGGGCAGGAGGAGCCUGACAACACCAGGUUUCCAAUCACUGACGUUCCCGUGAAGAGUGAAGAUGAUGAAGAGAAACCUCAGUUCUCACAGCUUCAUCAGAGCCACACUGAAGACAACAAAGAGACAACCAGCAGCUCAGCUAAACAAAUGAAAACAGACAGUGAUGGAGAGGACCGUGGAGGACCAAAACAAGAUGAAAAACCAGAUGCAAAUAGUAAUUUGCAACAAAAUAGUGAUGGAGAGGCUUCAGACUGUUCAGAGAUAGAAGUCAGUAUUAGUGAUGAUGAGGAGAAGGAGGAGGAUGACGAAGACGACGAUGAUUGGCAGGAACCUUUGACAGACUCUGAAUCUGAAACUAAAGACAGGAACAAUGAUCACUUGGCAUCUGAGUCGGGUACAGAUACUCUAAAGCAAUCACUUCAGAGACACAUGAUGUGUCAUUCAGGAAAAAGGUCUUCCAGCUGUUUGGUUAAUAAUAACAUUUUGAAAGUAAAGAGAAAUAUAGAUUCACAGAUGACAGUCAACACUGGAGAGAAACCAUUUAGCUGUCUUGUGUGUGGAAAAAGAUUUAAACAAAAACAAAAUCUUAAGACACACAUGCGAGUUCACACAGGAGAGAAACCAUUUCAUUGUGAUCUUUGUGGCAAAAGAUUUAGACAUCAUGAUAGUUUUAAGGCACACGUGAGAAUCCACACGGGUGAGAAACCCUUCAUUUGUGGUGUUUGUGGUGAAAGAUUUACACAGCAACAAAAUCUUAAAAGACACACGAGGGUUCACACAGGAGAGAAACCGUUUGGUUGUGGUGUUUGCGCUAAAAGAUUUACACAACAGGGAGUUCUGAAGAGACAUAUGAGAGUCCACACGGGCGAGAAACCAUUUGGCUGUGAUCUUUGUGGUAAAAGGUUUACUCUGAAAACAUACUUUAAGAAACACAUGAGAGUUCACACUGGUAGCAAAGUAUUUGGUUGUGACAUUUGUGGUAAAAGAUUUAACCGUAGGGCACAUGUUAAAACACACAUGAGAGUCCACACAGGAGAGAAACCUUUUGGUUGUGACGUUUGUAAGAAAAGAUUUAACCGAAAGACAAAUCUCAAAACACACAUGAGAGUCCACACAGGAGAAAGACCGUAUGUAUGCGAUGUGUGUGGUAAAAAGUUUGUACAUCACCAUGAUGUGAAGAUACACGUCAGAGUCCACACUGGAGAAAAACAGUUCAGUUGUGGUGUUUGUGGAACAAGAUUUACUCAGCAGGGAAGUCUGAAGAGACACAUGAGAGUCCACACAGGAGAGAAACCAUUUGGUUGCGAUGUUUGUGGUAAAACAUUUACACAACAGGGAAGUUUAAAUAGACACUCGAAAAGUCACACAGGGUAGUAGCUGUAUAUUUGCAGGAGUGUUUUUAUAAUUGUGAUUUAUAAUUAAACAGUCUCCAUCUGUGUAUACGGCCUGGCUCAUGGUUGCUACCUUUGAUUUUUGUUUGUUUGUUUGUUUGUGUUUUUUAAAUAGCUUGACAGAAUUCUAUUGUAUUUGUUUUGGUGAUUCACUCUGUAAAUCACAAUAUAUUACCAGCUGCUGUGCAAGACGUCCUAAACUGCUGGAAAUAAACAUUAUUUGUGUUGCAAGCUGGAAA